UCAUUCAUCAAAAGUGGGCGUAGGCUAGGUGGCAGCAUCACCAUCACCACAUCAGGCACCACACUAGGUCUGCUGCUACCUCUCCUGCACUCACUAUCACACUGGAGAGAGGGAGACAAGCGGGACGAGAUAUAGUGUGAAGGAGAAAAAGAGGGAGGAGGAGAGAAACAGAGGGAGGGUGUGUGUGAGAAAGAGAGGCUGUAGGGAAGCCUAGCUAGGAGGAAGAGAGCAAAAAAGGAAGGGUAAAAGAGAUAAGGGGGCCAAACGAACAACAGGAUGGCAGAGCCGGAGCUGAAACCAUGGAACAGCCAGGAGAGCUUGAAGACGGCAACCGAGGGCCAGGAGAAGAUGGAGGCUGAGGCGGCUCCGGACAACACUGACCAGCCUCCGUCGCUGGACAAGCUUCCAUUCAAGCCUGCCUCUCCAUCCACCCCUACCCCUACGGCUGCUGAUGCCAUGGAAGCCACCACCCCUACCGCAGAGGCCUCCUCCCCAGCCAAGGCGGCAGGCGGCACGAUUGAACUGAAGCGCAGCAUCACGCUCUUUAACGGUGUGGGCAUGAUCAUUGGCACCAUCAUCGGCUCGGGCAUCUUCAUCACACCCACCGGGGUGGUUAAGGAGGCGGGCUCGGCCGGUCUUUCGCUAGUGGUGUGGGCCGUGUGUGGUGUGGUGUCCACCAUGGGUGCCCUAUGCUAUGCCGAGCUGGGUACCACCAUUACCAAGUCGGGCGGAGACUACACCUAUAUCCUGGAGGUGUACGGUGAGCUGGCCGCCUUCCUCAAGCUGUGGGUGGAGAUGCUGAUCAUCAGGCCGUCCUCCCAGUACGUGGUGUCGUUGGUGUUCGCCACCUACCUGCUCAAACCCCUCUACCCAAACUGCAGUGUGCCCGAUAGUGCCGCAAAGCUCAUCGCUUGUCUCUGCCUCACAUCGUUGACCUUUGUGAACUGCAUCAGCGUGCGGGCUGCCACCAAGGUCCAGGACUUGUUCACUGUGUCCAAGCUCCUGGCCCUGAUCAUCAUCAUCAUCUUCGGCUUCAUUCAGAUCGGAACCGGUGAUGUGCCAUACCUGACACCAGAAUUAGCAUUUGAAGGCAGCAAAUGGGGAGUCGACAACAUUGUGUUGGCUCUAUACAGUGGACUCUUUGCUUUUGGUGGAUGGAAUUACCUGAAUUACGUGACAGAGGAAAUGAUCAAUCCAGAGAGAAACCUGCCCCUGUCCAUCAUUAUCUCCAUGCCCAUUGUAACCGUGGUGUACGUACUGACCAACCUGGCCUAUUUCACCACUAUCCCCCCGAGUGUGAUGGUUGAGUCCGAGGCAGUAGCUGUGAUCUUUGGGGAAUAUCAUCUUGGUGUGAUGUCCUGGCUCAUCCCUGUCUUCGUGGGCCUGUCCUGCUUCGGCGCUGUCAACGGAAGCCUGUUCACCUCGGCACGGCUGUUUUAUGCUGGCGCUCGAGAGGGUCAGCUCCCUGCUGCACUGGGAUUGGUCCACACUGACCUCUUCACCCCAGUGCCCUCCCUAAUUUUCACAUGUUUCCUGUCCAUGCUUUACGCCCUGUCCAAGGACAUCUUCUCGGUUAUCAACCUGUUCAGCUUCUUUACCUGGUUGUGUGUGGGCAUGGCGAUCGCCGGCUUGCUGUGGCUCCGCUGGACCAAGCCAGAGCUCAGGAGGCCCAUCAAGAUUUGGUUGGUGGUCCCUGUGGUGUUUGUGCUGGGCUGUGUCUUCAUGAUCGUGGUGUCCUUCUGGGCAGCUCCCUUCGAGUGCCUGAUAGGCAGUGGGAUCAUCCUCACUGGUAUCCCCGCCUAUCUUCUGGGGUACAAGUGGAAGAAGCCCCACAUUGUAAAGAAGAUCUUAGAGAUCUUUACUCUGUUCUGCCAGAAGAUUUUUAUGUCCGUUCCAGAAGAACGUGAAGAGAAGGAGUCAGCUGAAGUAGCCGAAGAAGUCGAAACAACAAAGGAUGACUGAGUCAAUGCUUUAGUUGGAACAUUACAUGUUUACACUCAUUGUUGCUUUUGUUACAGAGUUCCAUGACUCUUGGUGAAAGUAGGGGUUUAUGCGAAUUGCUUCAGUGUACAUAUUUUGUAUUUUACAUGCAGUUUCUUACUCUGUUGUCUCUUUGAAUUCUCUCCAGCAAUUCAAUUCCACUUUUCAGUGACAUAGUUUACUUUCAAACUUUUUCACAUUUUUCCUAAACUAACCUUUUUUACAUUUCAUAUGUUGUAACCUAUUUUGCACAGUAAUCAAUAGGCCUGAAUUAAGCUAAAAAGGAAAAUCUAUUUCUAUUAACAAAAGUCAUGUAUGUUCUCUAGACAAUCAUCCAAUCAUCUUUGAUAAUGCGUACAAUACGGUCUUAAAACGGUCUUCAUCGAACUAAAGAUAAUUUCAUAUUUGACUUAUGAAUCAUAUAACUAUUAACCCCCCUUUACCUGAAGGUAUGUCUUUAACUCAGUGUAGUUGAAGGAACUAGCUACUGGUUACCUAAAUGGAUUGAACAAUGGCCAUCAAUCUGUGACAAACCCAUUAUUUUAUUCAGGUAACUCAUACCACACAUUCUGUAAACUACCUUCAUUUCCCUUUGACACGAUUGCACUCAUGAUAACAAUUAAAGAUUUUAACAUCUCGUUGUGCACUGUAUUGCUACAAUCAAUUUUAAAUCCAUUGUUUGGAACACAGUUAUAUCCCAAUUCUCAAAUUCACUUUGAAACAUUUUCAAAUAAUUCACUUAUUCAUUCGACAGAUUACUAUUUGAAGCACGUUUGUGCAAAGUGGAUUUCUGAUAUGAUAUCUGAUGUGUUGCCUUAAGAUUGAUGUCACACAAGUCAGUUGCUUGUAUUGAUACCCAAUGCCCUGUGUACAUAAAGGCAUGUCAAACCAUGCCUUCAUGAAAUCUACCGGUUUCCAUACAUUUAAAACCAUUAUAUUCAGAGAUUACAUUUGAUGUUUUUUUUUGUUUUAUUGUUUGUACAGAUACCAUGCCAGAAAUGUGAUUAUCAACAUUCAGCCAACAUUACAAUUUUGCUACUGAUGUAUACUUUUGUCAUGUUGUGAGCAUCAUAAGUGGAUAUUGAAGGGUCUUUUCUCUUUCGAAUGAGCGAUUACUGCAAGUACAGAUCUAAGCUUUCCCUACCCCAGUCCAAACCUUUUCUGACCCCAAGCCAGACCAGUUCAAGCCAAAAAAAACAAACAAAAACAAAACACCUAAUGGCACUAUUACAAUCCGUAUCGCUGAAGCAUUACAGAUUUAGCAUUAGAAAUGUGAAGGUAAUUUCUGAUUGAGCCGACAUAUCCAGAGUUUACCAUGAAUGCCAUCUCUGCCAACACGGGAGCAUUGCAUUUACAUUUUUGUUGGGCUUUUAGCACUACAUUUUUCGCGAUAUGGGUGGAAUAGAGCCUUAAUGAAAUUCUGGAGGCACAAAAUAUUAGCACAAACAUGUACAUGUUACUGAAUUAGGGACACAAUGCAGUAUAGAAUGUUAACUGCUCCUAUUCUUCUUCUUUUUUUAAAAUCCUCAUUGAAUUCUUGAAUCGUUGGGAAAGUAGGGACAAUAGCACAAUAGGUCGUUGCACUUACAGAAAGCACAAACUGUGAAGUAACUUGACAGGCACAGAGUUUACAGAUAGAGUAAACAAGGGAGUUUAGGGAAUAGGGACGUUUAAAUGGAUUACUGAUCGCUUUGUCUUGUAAGAGUAUAUUCAUGACUGCCAGCAUGAAGGAGAAACUGUCGGGGUACCUUCAUAUUUUUGUGGCUCAAAAUGCACCGCACAACAUAGUUCAGGUGUGUACAAAGUCUUGCGUAUUAUGCACGAUAAAGCCUUUGAAUGUAUUGAAUGUUAUGGGAUAUAAUACUUUUUAUUAUUUGAAUCGGAAGAAACAAUUGUACCUCUGUCAGUUAUUGGGACUUAAAUGUCAAUAACCAUUAAACUAUUUUUGUUCAAAAGG
Oncorhynchus keta (chum salmon) is the source of this 3937-nucleotide messenger RNA. RefSeq names its product large neutral amino acids transporter small subunit 1-like. Gene Ontology annotation, cellular component: membrane. Gene Ontology annotation, molecular function: L-amino acid transmembrane transporter activity; neutral L-amino acid transmembrane transporter activity. The record is from RefSeq and is a predicted model, not a curated record. Lineage: Eukaryota; Metazoa; Chordata; Actinopteri; Salmoniformes; Salmonidae. The coding region runs from base 277 to 1962 and encodes 561 amino acids. The transcript has 12 exons. Gene Ontology annotation, biological process: amino acid transmembrane transport; neutral amino acid transport.